This is a messenger RNA of Linnemannia hyalina, 2406 nucleotides long. NCBI's taxonomy places the organism in Eukaryota, Fungi, Mortierellomycota, Mortierellomycetes, Mortierellales, Mortierellaceae. The record is from the annotation of a GenBank genome assembly.
AUGUCCUUUGCCGGAAUCUCUUCUUUGCCUAACCAAGGCUUUGGCAACUUCGCGACUCCAUCCUUCACCUCUCCCUUCAACAGCAAGCCAAACAUGGUUAACAACGAUGUGGACAUGAGCAGCCAGCAGUCGGAGCGCUUCCAGGAACAUAAUGACACAGGAGUGGAAUACCAAAAGUUUGCGCGACUUCUGGAGACGUUACAACGCCAAAGCAACGAACAGCGCGGUGAUGCACAGCUCGACAUUGGGCGCAUUCUUCCAGAGUUUGAUACAUUGUGCUCCACGAGGGCUCAGCAGUUUGAACGCCGCAAGAACGCUGGAGCAGGAUUUCAGGUGUCGAGUACAGAGGAGGAAUACAAGCUGUGGGAGUCAGAGAGCAACACAUGGCUGCUGCUGGAGACCCUCUUUAGCGCAUUCGAGCGACAGAAGCCAUUUGUGGACAAGGGACCAGAGGCUCUGGAAUGGUCCGAUCUUGACCUUAUCGAACAUUUGCACAGCACAGACAGUACCUUCAAGCAUCAUUCUGCAGUGAAAUCUUGGCUCGAGGUUAUUGCCCCACCCACCAACCCUCACGUUGGCGUAAAGCGGAUUUCUUCUUCCGCCAAACCAGCCGGCUCCUUCUUUUCUCAACCCGCCACCACAACCACUCAAACCAACUACCAGGAUCCUGAUGCCACUACACGAGACGGAGUUAAGCUCGAUGAUCACAAUCAGCGUGUCGAACACGAUUUGCUUCAGGCCGUCUGGGAAUAUAUCCGCCGGGGACAAGUUCAGAAAGCAAAGGAGGCAUGCGAGAAGGCAGGCGAACCAUGGCGGGCGGAGAGUAUUUCUGGUGGAGACCUUUACUCAGUUUCCACAGCUUUUACUGACCCACAAUACGAUCGGGAAGAAGGACCUAUCGGCAACAAGACACGAGGACUCUGGAAGGGAACGUGCUAUGCUCUCGCCAAGGAGUCGACAGCAGAUCAAUACGAAAGGGCGAUUUACGGAGCUCUUUGCGGUGACGUCCCUUCGGUUCUUCCUGUCUGCUCAAGCUGGGAAGAUCAUGCAUGGGUUCGUUACAACGCUCUGGUGGAGAGCAUGAUCGAAGGUCGCCUGUCACAGUUCAACCGUGGCGGACCUUCAAAGGCCCUCCCAAUCCCGACGACGACGAUUAGCAGUGCCAAGGACAUCUUUGACAGCAUUGACAACAGCGAUGAUCAGAAGCUGAGGAACGACUCGAAGGACAUGUUCAAAGCUAUUCAGACAAGCAUUAUUCUCGGACAGACGGAUCAAAUGCUCACAAGCAUGGCCAAGGAAGCACGGUCGGCGCGCAAGGCAGGUGCGCCCCUUCGCCCUCAUAUGCUCCGCUUCAUGGCUCAUUUUGUCCUUCUUUUGCGCUCUAAGAAGUCCAACGUCCCCAAGACUGAUGGCGACUUUUUCAUCAAGAGCUACGUCGAUCUUUUGAUCUCCAAGCAAUUGUAUGAUAUUGCACCUCUCUACGCCUCCUUCUUGCCUCACAAGCUCCAGAUCGAGACAUGCUCCUCCUACCUCAAGACGAUCGAUGGCUCAAAGAAGGAACGUUUGGGAUACCUUGCAAACAUUCGCAAGUAUGGAUUGGAUCUGCACUCAAUCUUAACCGCUACUGUGGACAGUCUUUUGGAGAAAAGCAGCUCAGCUUCUGAGGAAGUUAUCAAGACGGGAGUCAUGCAGAGCAUCUCGGCGCCUACAACAGCACGGGAGGCUGCUCAAAUCAAAUCAUUGGAGUGGUUGACCUUCGAGACUCCCCAAUACUUGGAGUGCCUCUUCAGGAGUAAUCAUUUAAUCCGCCAAUAUCUUGCUGAUGGUCGUUUGAAUGCCGCCAAUGCUCUGUACACAUCUCUUCCUUUGGAUAUUGCCGAGUCUGGCCCCAUGGGUGCUAUGCCAACAUCUCUUAGGCGUGAACAUACAUAUUAUGGCGACCUCCUUGCAGCACGGAGAGUGUUGGAAAAGUGGAGAAGCGAAUUAGAAACCAGGCCAAGCAAAAAAGAUACACGCAUGGCAGCGUGGAAAUGGGAUGUUGAGAUGAAGGAGCUUGUAACAGAUACAUCCACUGUACUCGAAAGCCUGUUGAGGUCCAAAUGGCUCUUUGACUGCAUUCUGCCCGGAGACAAUGUCAGGGCACAUGAGCUGCGGAAACUUCGCCAGAUCUAUCUCUCAGAGAUCGCAUUGAACUUGCACGAGGUGUACUUCCAGAGCCGAGAUGUGAUUCAUUCCAACUUGGAAAAGUCGGUCGAGAUGGCUAACCUCAUCGCAGCUGAGCGUGGCGAGGAGACUCCGUUGCACAAGGAGUUGCAGGACAACGGUCGACUUCAGGAGCUGUUGGCGCAGAUUCGCCUCUCUUCUCUUGAACUGAUCAACUUGGGCCGAUCUCCUUUUGCGUACUAA